UUUGUGACGACAUUCGAAAGAAGCUUUGCUAUUGGUCGAAUAUCACGCUACCUAGUAUUUUUAGACGAUGAGAUCACCCUUUAGUUUCGUUUGGGUUGAAGUAUUGCGAGACGUCCAAAAAGUAAUUUUGUGUAUGAUAAUAUUGGGCGCUUAAGCUGUUUCGUUACAGAACAUCAGAAUUUCUAAGGAGAGAAGGGCAUCCCCAAACUGACGACUACGUCAUCGUUUCAUUCGUUUGUGUGCAAACUGCAAUGAUGAGUCAUCAUUGUUGUGUUCUCGUUGGAUAAUCUUUUUCAAUUCGAGGCGCCUUAUUUUGAUUCCGUUCCUGUCAUUAGUGAACUGUCACGAGAAACUUCGCAGCAUUUGAUAGUUACGCGGAACUACAAACUUUGUUUGAAGUUCUAGAUCGCAUUGAUAAUACGCGUUGUUUGUCGAGUAAAUUACGUAAAUCGUAUCUCGUGUUGAAACUUGGACAUAAGUGAAUCUGAACUGAUGACGAUGAAGCUAGAAAUCAGUGAUAGUCAAUCAAAUCAAUCGGACAUUUCCUCCGACAGUCAGUCUUCGCAGGACUCGUCAACAAAUGAUUUUGUUUCGUCCGUCCCGACCUCUCGGUCCUUACUCACGUUACACAUGCCCUUGUUCAUGAAAAUUCAUUUGCGUGAGGUGACUAACCUCCUUGAGUGUUCCAUGGGUGGCACUGAUCACUUACCAUAG
This is a messenger RNA of Spodoptera littoralis (African cotton leafworm), 714 nucleotides long. Lineage: Eukaryota; Metazoa; Arthropoda; Insecta; Lepidoptera; Noctuidae. The record is from the annotation of a GenBank genome assembly.